Molecule: messenger RNA, 1984 nt
Organism: Varanus komodoensis (Komodo dragon)
Lineage: Eukaryota; Metazoa; Chordata; Lepidosauria; Squamata; Varanidae
Gene: TBC1D21
Product: TBC1 domain family member 21
Exons: 13
Coding region: 1-1830 (609 amino acids)
Biological process (GO): activation of GTPase activity
Molecular function (GO): GTPase activator activity
Source: RefSeq, a predicted model, not a curated record
AUGGAGAAGUGCAGCUUGUCCAGCGAGGCUCCACAGAAAGGAAUAGAAAUCUUUCUCUUGGCUGGCAUCACACCGGAAGAUUCUUCCGAAUCCUCAAGGGGCCUGGAGAUUUGGGGUGAUGAAGAAUGGCGGGAGAACAAGGUGGUGGGAUCCCUGGAGAUGCCACAGACCCGGUGGUACCACAGCAGGCCCCCUACUCAUUCUCCUGAUGCAGCCAAUGGCACCGUGGACGAAAGGAUGCCCCGGGCCCUCCAGUUUAGUCCAGCAGCCCCGCAAAGUGAGCCGGAGAGCGAACAUCUGGGCUCUUCAGAACAGCUGCCCCCUGCCACCUCCGAGCAUGGCAGGAAGGGCUAUGGUGAAGGGAAGCUGCACCUCACUGGGCGCGCUCGAGAUGCCGCUUCAUCACCCUGGCGGGCUCAGGACGGCGAAGCCAUGCAGGCGGCAUGGAGCGACUGCGCAUCUCCACGGCCAACACCAGGUUGCCCUGAGCUGGUGCUUCCAGCACCUCUGUCCCAGUCCAUGGAGAGUUGCCCCUGCGGCACUGGAUGGGCAGCCAGUCUGAUUGUUGCAAACCAGCCUUGCAAGAACCCUCUGGGGGGACCAUCACUCACUGGCAGAGCAUCUCCCUCGGACACCGAGGACCCAGGCUCACUCCCUGGCAGCUCCACUGAAAGGACGUGGGUGGCGUGGAAGACCUCUGCCGGAGACCCCAGAGAGGCCCUGGUGGCCAACCGCAAGGAACAAAGCUCCCUGACCUGGAGUGGCAGCUUCUUCUCGUGCGACAAAGACCAAAUGUCCCAGCUGCCCCGUCGCCAGAUCAUUAGCGAGCCUUCAGAAGCAAAUAGCGUCAAGAAGUGGCCCAUCGACAGCCAUGAAUGGGAAAGUUACUUUGACGAGAGUGGCCAGUUGCUCAAAUCGCGGGACUACAUAUUAGUCCAAAUCAUGGAACGGGGUUUGGAUCCUUCUGUAAGAUUGGAAGUAUGGAAGUUUCUCACAGGCUUUUACUCCUGGCGGAGCACCUAUGAUGAGAGGCUGGUGGCCAACAGCAGGAGAAGGAAAAGUUACGAGUCUUUGUGCAACAUGUGUGAAAAGAUCCAACCUCUGCUGGAAAGUGAGCUUCAGGAGUUCCUGGAGGUCCGAAACUCCAUCAAAUCUGAUGUUCAGAGGCUUUACCUCAAAGAUGUACAGGGCAAUGCACUCGUGGAUAAGCGUCAGCUGGAAAAAAUCCUUCUCCUAAACUACAUGUGCAAUGUAGAAGAAGGAAUGGAAUACCAGCAAGGCUUCCAUGAGAUGAUCCUGCUCUUCCGGCUGCUUGUGGAGAAGGAUCACGAGAUCUACUGGCUCUUCCAGUUCUUUCACCAAAAAACCGAGAACAGCUGCAUUAUGAACAUCGGGGUGGAGAAGAACCUGACCAUGCUGAGAUAUUUGAUUGCACUGAUGGACCCAGUCUUGGCCAAGCUUUUGGGUAAGCCGCCCGGCUUUGUGAUGUCACUGUUCCCAUGGUUCAGCCUCUGCUUCCAGCGAGUCCUCAGGUCUUUUGAUGAUGUCUGGAGACUGUGGGAAGUUCUCCUGACUCGACUGCCCUGUAGGAACUUCCAGGUGAUGAUCGCCCAUGCGCUGCUGCAGCAAGUGAGAGACCAGAUCGUCAAAGAAGACAUGAGUGAAGGUGACAUUUUAAUGCUGUGCAACAGCAUAGUUGAUAUGGAGGCCGACGAGCUGAUCGCGAAAGCUUCCGCCACGUAUGAAAUUUUGCUGAAAAACAAAGACAAGGUGAAAGAAUGGAAACCCCCGUACAGCCAUUCUGGGUUCAAAGGAGGGACAUACCCAUGAUGACUCCAGAAGGUGGUUCUCACAAUCACAAGAGUCAAAGACAGCCAAGCCACAAUCUUAUGCGCAGAAUGACCACAACUCCUAACCGGCCGUGGGGCUUGCGGGGUUAGAGGCCUUUGCUCUGUCUAAACCUGGCUAGGCGUGUGCCUUAAGG